Molecule: messenger RNA, 7759 nt
Organism: Odontomachus brunneus
Lineage: Eukaryota; Metazoa; Arthropoda; Insecta; Hymenoptera; Formicidae
Exons: 32
Coding region: 682-7524 (2280 amino acids)
Biological process (GO): intracellular signal transduction; cyclic nucleotide biosynthetic process
Cellular component (GO): cytoplasm
Molecular function (GO): adenylate cyclase activity
Source: RefSeq, a predicted model, not a curated record
UACUUUGGGACUCAGAGCGAAAUGUUUCGCUGUCAGUCGAAAUAGAGCGCUCUUGCUGCUUGCCGCUUACGUCGUAUGCUCUUGAGCGCGUGUACACACAUAUAUACAUAAGUCUGUAAAAUACGAAAUAUUUAUACAUGCAUAUUACGACCGUGGCGGCGUGUGUACAUGUGCAGGUCUCAAUCCGGUCGCGUUGUCCAUCUGACACGUAUCAUAAACGUGAUUGAUGCUGUCUCUACGACGAGAAGGCGGUUUAUUUCGCUUCACACCUGACAUCGAUCCUCGUCGAGUUGCACGCUGAUAAGGACAGAAGAGCAGGGAGAAGACAAAAAGACUACGGAGUUCUCAACGAAAAUCUCGCCAAUCGAAAUGCCGAGAGGGAUGCCGACAGGGAUGGCGAUCGUCAUACGUUAGCGGCAAGAUAGACAGAGGCCCGGCUGGCACCAAAGAAUUCUGCACAUUGAAACAACAGCAGCAGUAGCAGACGAACCGUUGUCGAGGAACGAAAGUACCCCACUCCAUCUUCAACCACGCCCGUUUGGGGUGGAUAGGAUCGUGGAAAGAGCGAAAGUCCAACGAGAACAAGGAAGCUGGGCCAAGUACUGUAUUUGGUGUUGCGACGUAUACCACGUCGCCUGAUAAUCACAGCUCAAGCUGCAGAGCAGUUGUUGCAGCGGCAGCAUGCGAUCCUCUGUUUUGGAAAAUUCCCUGAUGUCUCUUGAGAUUGGCACUUACAAGGACUCAAGUUCUAUAUCGACUGCCAGUAUAGAAUACAGCCCGCAGUCUGAGGAAUCCGAAUUGCAACAGGAUAUCAUGUCGGAGAGCUAUGACCCGGGCGAAGGACCCUCCAGUGGCAACUUGCAAGAUAAAUGCUCGAUUUGCGACUUUGCUACGCACGAUAGGCAAGAGAUCAUUCAUCAUUUGACCGAGCACAUCAUGUCUAGAACCAACAGCAGCUUGGAAGUUAUCAACAUGGCGUUAAACCAGUUGCGGCAUUUCCAUAACCAGGAAAGGCAUUCCACGCCGUUAAGGAACGACAGCCAAGACGACGACAAAUGUGCUGAAGAGCCGGGAGUGCUGGUGCCCCGCAUGAACUCCCAAGGCAAGGUAAAGACCUUCCCUUGCAAGAACUGCGACUUCAAGGCGGUGACGAAACUCGAGUACUGGCGUCACAUACGGAUCCACAUUAAGCCGAGCAAAUUGAUGUGUUGCUACAAGUGCCCGUUUGUGACUGAGUACAAACAUCAUCUCGAGUACCACCUGUUGAACCAUACCGGUGCCAAGCCGUACAAGUGUUCCAUGUGCUCGUACACAUGCGUGAAUAAGUCCAUGCUUAACAGUCACAUGAAGUCGCACUCGAGCGUCUAUCAAUAUAGGUGCAUGGAUUGCGAGUACGCCACCAAGUAUUGCCACACGUUGAAGCAACACCUGCGCAAGUACAAUCACCAGCCAGCGGCGGUAUUGAACGUGGAUGGCACACUGAGCCCGAUGGUGAUCGAUGUCUACGGUACGAGACGCGGUCCUAAGCAGAGGCCAAAGAACAGCGACAAUAAAACAUCGACAGCGACAGCGACGGCCACUGCGACGGACGAGCUGAGCACGAGCACCGCCACGCAAACGAUGGCCAGUGGCGAAGGUAACAGCAGCAACAGCAACGACAACGUCCAGCCGUCCACGUCGUUGUCACCGCAGACGUCACCGCAGGCGUUGCCGUCAAUGUCGUCUAGAUCGGCGCUCGUGCCCACAUCAUUCACCUUAGGCGUCAGCAUGUUAGCCAAUAUAUUCAACGGCAGAAAGGGUAACAACCUGGUGCUACAGAAGAACGAACAAACGAGUCAGGAGAGAGUCCAUUUUCCAUUCCGAUCCCAUAUAUGCACGCUGAACAUGGAGACGCAACAGCUAUUGCCAAACGGCGGUUUCGGCUUCGACGAGAUUUCGCAGAUGACGGCGCCCAGCGACGAGGCGGAACGGCAGAGCUCCGAGGGCGCAGAGGAGGAAAUGGCGACUCCAGCGACGAGUACCGCGAAGGUCGGCGAGUACAAGACUCUAGAAGGCUCCACGAUCGAGAACACGAUUAUGCCGUUGGACUUGACCUCGGGUUCCUCGCUGAGGAACGAGGUCGCCGCCAGCAAGCUGCCGUACCAGCAGUUACCGUUGAAUCUGGCGAGCUCGCCGAAGGUUGGUACCAGGAGACGCAAGGGCGUCGCCAUCAAGCUCGAGCAUCGAAUAGUGGAAAAGGAAGAGGACACGGACGAGGAGAUGAUGCAGAACGAGAAGCGACUCUGCCAGUCGAUCUCGCCGCAGGCCGCGUCGGCUCCGUCGAUCUCGCUCGUGGCCUCGCCGACCCCGUCGACCUCGCCGCAGGCCGCGUCCAUUCCGUCGAUCUCGUUCGUGGCGACUCCCACUUCGUUAACCUCGGUUAUAGCCGCGUCGACGGCACCGUCGUCCUCCCCGGGAAAGGACUCUGCCGGCGACUCUGCGUGCCCGGGUCAGAAGUACGAGGAGACAUCGAUGCAGAGCGAAUCGCCCGGCAGCCAGGAUCGCUUCGUGUGCUCAUACUGCGACAUACCGUUCCCCGACCAGACGGUAUACAUUGCACACGCGCGUUAUCACAGCAUCGCGGAGCCCUUUACGUGCAAUAUGUGCGGUACAUCGUACGGCAACAUGCAAAAAUUUAAUUUGCACAUCUUCGAGAAGAAAUGUCUCAAACAGCACGAGAUUGCGAGCUCCAGCUGUCAUUGCACGGUUGAAAGGCUAGCGUUGGAUCUGCAAGACGCCAACGAACGGAUCCAUCUAAUGGCGACCUUCCUUCCCGACGAGAUAUUACGCGGAAUCGUUCUGUCACAGAAAAGCUCGCGAAGCUUUCGCGCCGUUCUGUUGUUGCUGAAUACGUCAGGUUUCUCGGCCUUGUUCACCAGAUACAUCCACGACGAGAACGUGGGCAGUCUGAGGUUCACGACAAUCUUGAACGAUUACAUCGGUGCGGUUGCGCGUGAAGUGUACCGAAGUGAAGGAGACAUAUUGAAGCUUUCUGCGGGAGGCUUGCUGGCGGCGUGGAAGGUGGGCGACGAUCAGUUCACGUUCGACACCGUGCAAAAAGUGAUCGAGUGUGCGAUUCGCAUCCGCGACUCGAAUCAGGACGGCCGCGUUCCCCGGACGAAUAUCACGAUCUCGGCCGGCGAAGUGACGCUCUCCGUGAUCGGCAACGAUGAGGCCAGGGACUUUGUGGUCCACGGCGCGGCCAUCAGCGACUUGUGGCAUGCCGGGAAAGCGUCGCGGUCCAACGACCUGGUGUUGUCGUUCAGCGCGUGGCGUCAUUGCACCCCAAGCCAGUACGAAUACGUUGUCAAGGACUCGCGCAACGUCAAGAUAAUCAAGACGUUGAUGCAAUUCGAUAAGAAACCAACACGCAUAUCGAACGCUGACGCCAACUCAACGUCUGCAGCAAGGAUGUCUGUCACGGACCGCAUGAAUAUGCGUACAAUAUUCACCAACGAGGAGUUCCAAUUCGUGUCGACGGCCGCUGAUUCUAAGGAGAGAACUUCUACUACGACACCGAUCUCUGCGAUCGCGACGACGAAUCUGCAUUUCAAAACGUUGCUGAAGAGCCACUUGAUGAAGUCGGUAGUCCAGCAGAUCGAGAGGGAUCAGCCGUUGGAUUUUUUCGCGGCGAUCAGACAUGUCACCACGGUCUCCCUUGACAUCGUACCCGAUAAGUAUACGAACGACGAGUUGAUCGAGAGGGAUCAGCCGUUGGAUUUUUUCGCGGCGAUCAGACAUGUCACCACGGUCUCCCUUGACAUCGUACCCGAUAAGUAUACGAACGACGAGUUGGUUCUCCUAAUCGACAAGUGCUUUCUACUUGUGCACAGUGUGGUCACGCAAUACGCGGGCUACAUCGACGCGAUAAAUCUGUGUGAGAAGAGUUUUCUGUUCCGCAUAGUAUUCGGAAUGGCGGACGAUCAACGACGAGGGAUCGAGGUCGACGAGGCUUGCAGAAACGGAGUUACUUGCGCGAUACAAGUGCUACGGACAGUGAAGAGUAUUGCCCGGAUUUACAACGUGUCUGUCGGCGUCUCGACUGGACUGGCCUACUGCGGUGUGAUCGGCAACGUCAUGCGGAAGCAUUAUGCGGUCAUUGGCCCGUCUGUCGACAGAGCUGCAGGGAUAAUGAAUGUUUCUUACGAUAAGGUCUCUUGCGACUACAACACCGUGUUGCACAGUCGCCUGAACAAGGAUCAGUUUCGCUCGCGAGGUCUAAAGACACUGGGGCCGUCGGAGAAGGGCCAGGUGUACGAGUACCUCGACGGCGCGCCACAAGAGGACGACCCGGAUAAGACCUCGUCCGCGGAGUAUUGCUAUCCCAUUCUGGGCAGGCAGCAAGAAUUGGAUAAAUUCGACGACGUCUUGGACGAGAUCGGAGUCGCUGGGCGAACCUACUCGGGACUGUUGAUCGAGGGUGGUGAAAGGUCCGGAAAAUCGAGGCUGUUGGACGCCUUCGUCGCGAGCGUUCGCAACCGGCAAAUACGGACGAUCGAGCUCUCGCUUCACGCGACCUACGCGGAGAAGACUCACGCGGCGGUGCAUCACGUUAUCCUGCAGAUACUGGAGGCCGAGGACUGCGACACGAUCGAGGAGCGACAAAAGGUGUUACUAGCCAAAUUAGCGGGCGUUAUCACUCCGGAAGAUCUCUGCUAUCUCAACGAUCUGAUGAGGGUUCAUUUUUCUUUAUCGGACACUUACUGCUCGGACUCCAGUUUGCGACGUCAUAAGAAGACCGUUGGUAUCUUUGAGACGAUACUGAAGCAGUUAACAACCAAAAUCUGCAUCCUGCUCGACGAUGUUCAGUAUAUGGAUAAUGCGUCCUGGCAAUUUUUGUCCUCGGCUCUGAACCACGACCACGUGGUUGUGGCGAUGACGAUGCUGACGACAGAGCCGAGCGUUCAGCAUUAUACAUCUCGCACGCAAGCGGUGAUCCGCGGAGACUCGAGGCUGAUGAAGCAGACGCUAUACGGUCUGGAUCCGCAUCUGCUGCCGGCGCUAGCCUGCCAAUUUCUCAACGUCUUCGCAAUACCUAGAAAAUUGAGCAGGACCUUACUUGCGUCCACAGAAGGCCACAUCGGAUGGUUCGAGGUGUACCUCAUGUUGCUCCUGCAGAGCGAUGCGUUGGACCUGAUCAGGAUAUCGCCGAGUGAGGCGAGUCGACGUGAUCUUGUUUUCCCGGACGGCCGCAUGAUCACGAGACUGCCCGUUGACCUGACGCCGCAUGAGCUGUCGCCACCCCGAACUUGGUCGCAGAUGAGCUACUUGUACGUGUGCGACGUGAAUGAGCGUUACACGGACGAAAUCUCCAAGAUGGACCGUGACACAAGAGGAUUGAUGUACAAAAUUUAUGAGGGGAUGACUCCCUUCGAACGAAGCUUCAUCGCCUGUGCCGCGACGCUGGGUACGGUGUUCAAACGAAAUGUGCUGCUAAAAGCGAUCCCAGGCGUGGAUGACGCCGCCAACACCGCCAUUUCGAUGAUGUUCCGCACAAGAAUACUGGAGUGUGCCUCGCUCCAGCGACGGGACUUCCUCUCUGAGGAUCUCGUCCUCUGCAUACUCAAGAAGCGGCGCACCUUCUCCGACAUGCGUCAUUCGGUGACUUGCGGCUGCCACUUCUUGCGUCGGACUGUCGUCGACACCCCUUCGCCUCUCGGUGCUCACUGCAAAACGCUGGAAUUCAAGGUCGACUCGUUUCGCAAGAUGGUAUAUGACGCGCAGUCGGAUAAGGAUAAGCGGCGGUAUCAUGCGAAAGCGGUCGAAAUUUAUAGCCGAAACGCCCGAAAGUGCAACUCCUGCGGCGCCGGCGCUUUCCUCAGAGUUCCCGGCGAGGACAUAUCCAUGAGGAGAAAGAACGAUAUACAAACGGCCAGAAUAUUGUUGGCACGUCGUAAAAUGAUUUUCACGGAUCCGUGGAACAGGAAGAAGUCAUUUGUCGCGGAACGAAGCAAAUUCUCCGCGGCGAGGAGGCAAGAAUCCGUCAACGACACUCCCAGAGUGUCAAUCAUGCCGACGUAUCUCGACCACGUCGACGAGGACGAAGGCGAGGUCAACAAGAUAAUCAACUUUCUCAUGGAGUAUAGCUCCGGGCUGAUCCAAAUAGCGCAACCGUCCCACGCUAUCAAGCUGCUCGUAAUCGCCGCCGAGAAGAACGAGAGGACUGCUAGAGUCAACGAUAACGCGGAAGAAAGCGUCAUGAACAGAGGAAUUAUUCUAGCCUUGAUAGUUAGAUUUAGUCUGGCUAAUGGAAUAGGAGUUCCGGGUCAUUUUAAAGAAGAAGAAGUUUUAAAAAUACUUGAAAAUUUAUUUGUGGGAUAUAAAGUUUAUUUUUGUGAGAUAAACUUUAUAUUCUGCAAAAGAAUUUUCAAGUACUUCUCUCUUUGUCAGUAUCUCUCUCACUCCUUGUCUCGCUCCUCAGGGGACGCGCACAGUGCUUUGGGUAAUUACGCUCAGGCUUACAGAUCUUAUGAGGCGGCGGUAACGCUGCAGGGGGCCCCUUUGAAAAUACACAAAGUCGUGUGCUGCGGUCCGCUGAUGACCAUGAAAAUUCACCGGGAAUUUUACGAUCUUUCUAAUGAUAUGACUAACGAGAAAUCAGCACGACAGGCAACGAAGAGGCUGGAAUUGGCGUCUUACACACGACGACUUUGUCUUGCGCUCGCGAGAGAAGGCAGAAUGAAAGCGGCGAAGCUGUUCGCCCUGCAAAGUUUCAAAGCGAGCUUUCCGAGCUUCGACGGUUUCCUGGAGAAAGGCGAGACAUAUCUGGCGGCCGUUCGAGUUACCUGUCGCACCGACAACAACAAGUUCACGCGAUACAUCGAGAAACCGAUGUUGACUGUGAUAGAGACGAAGUUCGGUUGGAACAACGUCGAGGAGAUAGCGAUGCUGGCCAAGAUCUACUUCGCGAUGUAUCAAGUCAGAGCGUUAAAGGGUGAGUUGGAGGAUGCUGUAGACAUGGGUGUCAAAGUUUUGAGGAUAUCCCGAACAUUACACCUAAACGACUUGUCGUUAGUCAUUAUGCCGUCGUUAAUUGAAAUAAUGCUAUGGACCAAACGUAUCAACCAGGCCGUCGACCUGAUGGCGGAGCUGUACUUUAUAGCGGAGGAGGACGUGGAUCUGUCCGCCAAGACCUGGUAUUACGCUCUCUCCUUAGAGCUCUUGGUCGACGCUGGUGUACUCCUGGAGUCGUACGAGACGUCUCUCAAUUAUUACGAGAAGUUCAUAGCUUACAGAUCGAAGUCCUACGUGACGCGCGACCCGCAAAGCUGCCGCCGCUUGGUGACGUGCCUGUGGAUCUACCAACUCAGGAUGGGACACACGCUCACCGACACAACUGUGUGCAAUGUGGACGAGUACGUGGAAGGUGUGGAUCGCGAUCGCGAUUUUACUCGGGUUUUCACGUGCUGCAAGGUGCGCGAAAUAAAAGAUGUUUCUUCCUUAGUAUUACGUCACAUGCGAUUAAAAAAUAAGAAAGGGUCAUAAUAAUAUAAACGUAAUAUAUACGUAAUAUUACAAAAUGAACCAAAAUGGUGAUCGAUUUAUAGCGUUUAAUUCGAAUUUUUGUUUUCGAAGUUGGUUAUCGAAGUUGUUUUAGAAUAAAUAUUACUACAAAAUUACAUAGUAAUUUACAUAGUAAUUACAUAGUAAAACAAUUUCGAUAACCAAAUAUAAACGAAAAUUCGAAUUAAACACUUUAAAUCGACCAUUUUGGUACCAC